CGACGAAACAACGUUCCCGAGUCCAGACGCGCGACGAGCCCUAAGCCUCUUCGCCUUCCUCUCUGCCGCUGCUUCACCACUCCUCCGUGUCGGUGCCGUAGGCCGAGUACCUCCUCCCUCCGGACCACACAAUUCAAUGCUCAAGAAUGAGCCUUGCAGCAGAAUCUCCAUUGCAAUCGUCAAGUAGCAGUGAAGAUUUUGCUGCCUUACUCGAUGCGGAGUUGGAAUUAGCUUCUUCCGACACUUCUCCCAAUGAAGAGGAAGCCGAAAAUGAUGAUGAAAAUGAUUUGCAAGAGCCAAGGACUAAGAGACGCAAAGUUGAGGACUUUGAGAGUUUAGAAGAUCUUGAAACACCAACGACGGUUGAGACAAAUCAAGAACAUAUUGGUACAUCUGCUGUUGGAAAAAAUGAUAUAUGCCCUCCACAUCCUGGAUUCUUUAAAGGAUUAUGCAUGAGAUGUGGGCAGCUAGAAGAGGACGAUGGAUCAGGAGUUGCAUUUGGUUACAUUCAUAAAGAUUUAAAGCUAGGUACGAGGGAAAUUGAGAGACUUCGUGGUGCAGAUCAUAAAAAAUUAUUGCGUGAGAAAAAGUUGGUAUUGAUCUUAGAUUUGGACCAUACUCUACUCAACUCAACACGCCUUGCUGACAUCUCUUCCGAAGAAGAAUAUUUGUUAAGACAGGUUGAUUCCAUGAAAGAUGACCCAGACAGAAGCUUAUUUAAGUUGGACUCUAUGCAUAUGUUGACAAAAUUGAGGCCCUUUGUUCAUAACUUUCUGAAAGAAGCAAGUUCUUUCUUUGAGAUGUAUGUUUACACUAUGGCAGAGCGUUCUUAUGCAAUGGAAAUAGUCAAGCUUCUUGACCCUGGUAAAGUCUACUUUGAUUCAAAGGUAAUUACUCAAGCUGAUUGCACCCAGCGACAUCAGAAAGGCUUAGAUGUGGUACUAGGUGCAGAAAGCAUUGUGGUGAUUCUUGAUGACACCGAAGCUGUGUGGCAUAGACACAAAGAGAAUUUGAUUCAAAUGGAGAGAUACCAUUUCUUUGCUUCUAGUUGUCGGCAAUUUGGUUUUGGUGCCAAAUCUUUAUCGGAGUUGAUGAAAGAUGAAAGAGAGUCUGAUGGUGCACUUGCAACCGUCCUUAAUGUUCUAAAGCGGGCUCACCAAAUGUUUUUCGAUCCUGUCGUUGGUCCUGAUACGUCAAGAGAUGUAAGGCAGGUCCUCAAAGGCAUCAGACAUGAGAUAUUACAAGGAUGCAAAAUAGUAUUUAGUAGGGUCUUUCCAUCCAAGUCACCAGCUCAAGAUCAGCCAAUCUGGAAGAUGGCUGAACGAUUAGGUGCAACAUGCUGCGCAGAGGUGGACCCAUCCGUAACGCAUGUCGUUUCAAUGGACACAGGCACACAGAAGUCGCGUUGGGCUUUGCAGAAUGAGAAGUUUUUGGUCAGUCCAUACUGGAUCGAAGCAACAAACUUCUUAUGGCAACGUCAAAAGGAGGAUGAUUUCCCUAUUAGUAAUCUACGAAGUCGUAAUGCUUGACUUCUCUUCAAAUUCUGAAAAGCCUUAGGAUGGAUCUUCUAUCUGCCCAUGUAUUGAUGACCCAGAUAGUCAUGGACGAUCAAUCACUAUUCCUGUAACAAUCUUAUAUGCCAGCUGGAAUGCGAGGAUUGUUGAUUGUCAUACAAACAUGUAAAUUUUUCUCUCUUGCUUUCUUUGUUAGUCGAAGAAAAAGUUUAAAUUUCUUAAAA
This is a messenger RNA of Musa acuminata subsp. malaccensis (wild Malaysian banana), 1738 nucleotides long. RefSeq names its product RNA polymerase II C-terminal domain phosphatase-like 4. The record is from RefSeq and is a predicted model, not a curated record. Lineage: Eukaryota; Viridiplantae; Streptophyta; Magnoliopsida; Zingiberales; Musaceae. Gene Ontology annotation, molecular function: RNA polymerase II CTD heptapeptide repeat phosphatase activity. Gene Ontology annotation, cellular component: nucleus.